GCAGGGCGGCAGCGGAGGGGGCGGGGCUUUCAUGACGCUACUGGGAUUGUGACGUCACAGAGGCAGCCCCGGGCGCUGGUGAAUGUCUCGGAACGCGGUGGGCAGGGGGAUGAGUGACUCGGGCGCGGAGGGGCCUGGUUCUGCCCGCUGCCCCCCCGAGGCCUGACUGCUGCUGCGGCCCGAGGUUACAGUGUAAGGGAUGACAUAAGCAUGGCAGGAGAUCGCCCCAGGUGUAUGACUAAAAUCAACCAAGUCUGAGGAAGAAGUGAAAAGAGACCCUUUGUUUGCAUCUGUCCUGGUGCUACAUUCUUUUCUUCCAGCUGUCAUGGAGACAAAUGGCUUGGAGUGGCUGGUGGUUCCCAUGCAGCAGCUGGUUUCCUGGGGUGCAGCUGGUGCCAUGGUUUUUGGAGGUGUGGUGCCAUACAUCCCCCAGUACAGAGACAUCAAAAGGACACAGAAUGCAGAGGGCUUCUCCACUUACGUGUGUCUAGUAUUAUUGGUUGCAAAUAUUUUAAGGAUACUUUUUUGGUUUGGAAGGCGUUUUGAGUCCCCUCUUUUGUGGCAGAGCAUUAUCAUGAUCAUUACUAUGUUACUGAUGCUGAAACUAUGCACUGAAGUACGCGUGUCAAAUGAAUUAAACUUAAAACGCCGCUCCUUUGCAGCCGCAGAUAGUAAGGACGAAGACAUCAAAGCACCUCCCAAGAGAUCCUAUCUGGAUUUUGACUUGAAGUAUUUUUGGCACUGGAGCAAGUUUACAGACUACAUGCAGUGUGUUCUGACUUUCACUGGGGUUACAGGAUACAUCACUUACCUCUCACUUGACUCGUUUCUCUUUGUGGAAACACUGGGCUUCCUUGCUGUGUUCACAGAGGCCAUGUUAGGUAUCCCACAGCUCUACCGGAACCACCAGAAUAGAUCAACUGAAGGAAUGAGCGUCAAGAUGGUGGUGAUGUGGACCAGUGGUGAUACCUUCAAGACUGUCUACUUUAUCCUCAACCAAGCUCCUUUCCAGUUCUCCAUUUGUGGAUUACUCCAGGUCUUUGUGGACAUCGCCAUCUUGCUGCAGGUUUACUUCUACAGCUACUACCCUCAGAAGCCAGCAUCACACACGGCACACCCAGUCAGCACAAAGGCACUCUGAAACUUGCUGUGGAAAUGGUGAUAGGUCAACAGUGUUGAGAAGUCGACCUUUGCAGCUUUCUUUCCUCUUGUAAAUACUAGUUUUGCUGUUGAAUUGAAAAUAUGAAUGAGUGCAAGCCUAGGAAGUAGGAGGGCUCUAUCACUGGAGUUAGAGUUGAAAAUCAACUUGUUCUGUUUGGUUUCAGACUCAUCAUAUUGAAUAUUGUUCCCUUGUUGGAGGGACAGUUAGUUUCUUUUUGCCUAUGUACCUGUGAGCCUUAUACAUUCACCAGUGUUUGUACAUAUAAUCACAAGGGCUGGAUGUUUGUGUUUUUAAUGCUAUUUAAAGAUGUUAAACCACAGAAAUCAUAGAAUAUUUUGUCUGAAGCUUUUACCUAUUUAUAUUAUAUAAAAAGUAUGUAUAUUGGCAGUAAGUUUGGAUUAUCUCUUAGGGUCAAAUAUCUUAAUAAUGUGUGAAGACACUAUCAAAUAUUUAAUGCAAAGUUUUUCAGUAAAGGGGGGGAGGAGAACCCUAGGAUGGGAACCACUUGAAGUAAACCAAUUAUCCAGUAUCAAGUGUGUAUGUAUUGGGUGAUGCAUCUCACACUGCUGGUUCAGUGUGAUGGGUGACUCAAUCAAGGUGAAAGAUUUCAUAGGGGUAAUGGGGUGCACAAUGCUGUGGCCAAAUCAAUGGAUAUCGAUAGGAACAAGGUGGGAGAAUUAAAGGGGAGGGAGAGUAUGAGUCUUAGUAGUCUUGCUUUGAAGCAGUCGCUUUCAGGGGUUCCUAAUUUGAUAGGGUGCAAUACUAUGGAAAACGUGUGGAUGUUUGGAGUAGGUUGGUAGGCUGCUGAAUGGGGCCAGGAGAACCACCAGUGAAACAUUUCCAGGCAGUGACAGAGCACCAGCAAUAAAGUAGUAACCAACUUUCAAGGCUGCUAAAGUAUGGGAUGGAGAUGGAUGCGAGGGAAAGAAAUGAAGUAGCUUUCUAUAGAGUAGCUUUCUAUUCCUGAAAUGUAGUUAGCUGAAUGCUGUGAUUCUCAUUAGUAUUACUUAAGGCCAAAUGAGACCACUUUGUGUUCCGGGCUAUUUUUUGUUAGCCAAACAUGGAAGUGCCACAGGGGACUGGAUCAGGACUGCUGUGUCAUUCUUUUUCUGCUAUUUAAAACUUCCAGGCUGUUUGCUGUUAGAGAGCUCCAAUACCUUGGAGGGGGAGUGAGAAGUCUAAGGGGGUUAUAAUUUAUAUAUGUAAUGUAAAAGUUGUAUAUGCUGUAUAUUUGCCAGCAUCCUUUAUUGUGCCCUUUCUGACAGCUGGCACUUAUCUGGAAAUGCUAAGCGGUGUACAGCUUGAAAUGGUUUGUUAUCAAACCCCUGGGCUGCAGCCGAUUGCCAUAAUGAUCCUGUCUUCAUCAGAAUGAGAUGGAUACAGAGAGAUACUUAGUCCCAAGAACCAUUGUGUCUGCACUGCCUUCUUUAUGAGAGUCAUUCUUUACUGCCAGAUAAAUCCUCUCCUCCUGCAGCUGCCAUUGGUGAGGGCAGUGAUAGACUGUUAGUAAGCCAUUUUGCUCUCUGAGAACAUCCCAGAAGGAUACAUUAUUUUAAAUAAGGCAACAAGACGAGGAUAUCACAUCUUCGGUUUUAAAUCAGGUAUUCUCACUAACCUGCUGCUUUUGGGGAUCCAACGCUCUGCGUUUGGAUUGCCUUUAAGGGAGGCCAGAUGGAGUCUUCAGAGGUGUAGUAGUUUGGGAUCACAAUGUAGCAAAAUCCAUCAGGAAUGUUUAUUUUAAGGUAAUGGACACCCGGUUGUCCUCUGCUGUUGUGCUUUUGGUUUUUCUUGUUUCCAAACUUGGCAUCACUCAAGUUUACAGUACAGCCUGACCUCUGGGCUUCCACCCUGCUAUGUGUUCCCUGGAGGCCACCUCCUUUGCCUAGAUGGGUCAAAUCUUGAAUCCAUUGGUGAAACUGCCAUAGUCUUUAACAGGACCAGGGUUUGGCCCUUUCACUACAUUUGUUUUUGUAUUUGGGCAUUUGGAGCCUCUGUUUUCCUCAAAGCAGCAGCCCAUGAGCUGAUCAGGUGUCCGUCCCUGCUGUGGCUUGUGGGUGGGGGGGGGGGAAAGACCACACGGGGGCCCCCCCCCCCGCACAAACAGCCUACACAAAUAGCCCCGAUCUCAGGAAAGUCGUUCUAUCUGAAGGCCUGGCAUAGAGUGCUAUGGUCAAACUCCGCCUCCAUGCUUUUUGUUUGACACCACACUCUUUUAUGCCUAAAGUGACCUUACAAAGAUGACAAACCUGGCACGGCAGACAAUGAAUGUUUUAGUCCUCUCAUUUCCCCAAUGUUCUGGUUGUACUAAAAGAACAUCUGGGCUUUUUGUCCUUUACAGACUUCUUUAACAACUGUCCUCUCUGGUAUGCUGCUUCAACGAGGAUUGUAUUUCUACUUGUAUGCAAACAAACACUUUCUCACAUUUUAAUGGUUUGGGUUGUUUUUUAAAUAACUUGUAAUGUUAAGAUUUUUGUAUAUAGUGGUCUUUUUUUCUACUGGUCUACGGAACAGGGGUGUAAUUACUAAGUGGCUGUUAAGGAAUAUACUUCUGUAUGUUGUGACUUAACCUGAGGGGAGAUGUGGUCCCAAACGCCUCCUUGACUUUGACUAGCAUGUAUUACUGAAGAUAAAAUAAUCCUUUUGUGUCCUUUUGGAACUCUUUGCUGUGCAGAUUCUUAACAGUCUGCCGUCACUACCAAAAACAGCAAGCUCUGUGGACAUGUUUCUUUCACGCCAGAGUUGCGAAUGCUGGAAAUGAAGCCAGCGGACUAGUAUCUAAAGUCAUUUUCUAUUUACAGCAUUUAAAAAGCUGGGAUUCUUAGCCAGCAGCAUUCAAACUUCAGCUGGAUAGAGACUUUAGAAGCAAAAUGUUACAGAACUUUUUAUGCAUCAGGAAAUAGCAGUAGCAGUGAUUGCCUCAGAGAAUUAACAAAUCAGUUACCUGAGAUACCAUCUCUUUCUUGAAUGUAUGGCACGUUUCAUGGAGCUCACUGUGUCUAUCGCAGUGAUUUUUAAAAAAAAAAAGUAAAUAAAGAAAUAUUGUU
This is a messenger RNA of Alligator sinensis (Chinese alligator), 4206 nucleotides long. RefSeq names its product PQ loop repeat containing 1 (gene SLC66A2). The record is from RefSeq and is a predicted model, not a curated record. Gene Ontology annotation, cellular component: trans-Golgi network; endosome. Bases 326 to 1141 code for a protein of 271 amino acids. Gene Ontology annotation, biological process: phospholipid translocation; retrograde transport, endosome to Golgi. The transcript has 6 exons. Lineage: Eukaryota; Metazoa; Chordata; Crocodylia; Alligatoridae.